AACCCUAGUUACUGCGUCUUUUCCCUCUUCUUCCCCAGAGAGCACGUUGGUGCCUUGUUUCUCUCUCUCAAAGUUUUAUCUGUGAUCGUGUUGGCGAGAGAGAGGGUGAAUGGCUGGAGGGAAGGUGAAGAAGGAGAAGGGUAAGGCACAGCCGCAACACGCGCCUUACCAAGGCGGAAUAUCCUUCCACAAAUCAAAGGGUCAACACAUUCUGAAAAACCCGUUGCUGGUGGACGCCAUAGUGCAGAAAUCAGGCAUCAAAAGCACCGACAUCAUCCUUGAGAUAGGUCCCGGUACCGGAAACCUCACCAAGAAGCUUCUAGAAGCCGGCAAGAAGGUUAUCGCCGUCGAGAUUGAUCCUCGCAUGGUUCUCGAACUCCAAAGACGCUUUCAGGGUACCCCUCACUCCAACCGCCUCACGGUUAUCCAAGGUGAUGUGUUGAAGACUGAACUUCCUUAUUUUGACAUAUGUGUGGCAAACAUCCCAUACCAAAUAUCCUCUCCUCUCACAUUCAAAUUACUCAACCACCAGCCUACAUUCAGGGCUGCAAUCAUAAUGUUCCAGCGAGAAUUUGCCAUGAGACUGGUUGCUCAGCCAGGUGACAAGCUGUAUUGUCGUCUUUCGGUGAACACUCAACUCCAUGCUCGAGUCUUCCACCUCCUCAAAGUUGGAAGAAACAACUUCAGGCCUCCACCCAAGGUUGAUUCCUCUGUAGUACGAAUUGAGCCAAGGAAGCCCAGAAUUGAAGUUAAGCAGAAGGAGUGGGAUGGAUUUUUGCGUAUUUGUUUUAACAGGAAGAACAAAACACUUGGUUCAAUAUUUAGGCAAAAGAAUGUGAUCUCUUUGCUUGAAAAAAAUUACAGGACUGUGCAGGCACUGAAACUCUCCCAAGAAGAUUCGCUGAAGGAGAUGCACACUAAAAUGGACUUGUCUAAUUUUGGUGACAACCAAGGUAUGGAGAUGGAUGACGAGGGAGUAGAUGAUGAUGAUGAAAUGGAAGUUGAGGAUGGGGAAGCUGAUGAGGUGCAAUCUGAAUUCAAGGACAAGGUUAUGAGUGUUCUGAAAGAGGGAGAUUUUGAAGAGAAAAGGUCUUCCAAGCUCACCCUGCAGGAGUUCCUAUACCUGCUUUCUCUGUUUAACAAAGCUGGCAUACACUUCUCCUGAUUUCAGAUUAUCAUUUUUCUUUAUAGAUUUUUUUCUGUUUACAUCUAAAAUAUUCUUUCCAUGGAGUCUUGUCACUUUUUGAUCGUUUUUUAAGAGAGAGAGAGAUAUGUUGUAUGGACUGCUUUUAACUUGUUAUGCAUUGUAAUUUGUUGAGUUUCUUCAUAGAUGUAUGGCACUCUAUAUAAUCUAUAGCAAGUCAGAUUCAUUGAUGUUUUU
Abrus precatorius (Indian licorice) is the source of this 1381-nucleotide messenger RNA. RefSeq names its product ribosomal RNA small subunit methyltransferase. Gene Ontology annotation, biological process: rRNA methylation. Lineage: Eukaryota; Viridiplantae; Streptophyta; Magnoliopsida; Fabales; Fabaceae. Gene Ontology annotation, molecular function: rRNA (adenine-N6,N6-)-dimethyltransferase activity. The record is from RefSeq and is a predicted model, not a curated record. The transcript is spliced from 2 exons. Bases 110 to 1165 code for a protein of 351 amino acids. Gene Ontology annotation, cellular component: mitochondrial matrix.